Molecule: messenger RNA, 819 nt
Organism: Sesamum indicum (sesame)
Lineage: Eukaryota; Viridiplantae; Streptophyta; Magnoliopsida; Lamiales; Pedaliaceae
Source: RefSeq, a predicted model, not a curated record
AUGUCGAAUUUUGGUCCUAUUGAUACCAGUGUUUUGUACGGGCAAUUAAAUCACAGAACAGAAGAUGUGUCCGAAAAUCCGGAUACAACUUUAUCAGUACGACGUGGUGAUAUUGCUUUUUUUCGCGUCCUGCAACUAGCACCACGUCAUAUUCGUGUUUUACAAGUACUCCAAAAUAUGGGGUUUCUUGGUGUUUUGCAAUGUGGGCAUGUUGAAAUUGACACCCACUUGAUCACUGCUUUGGUAGAGAGAUGGCGCCCGGAGACACAUACUUUCCAUUUUUCGGUGGGUGAAGCUACUAUAACACUGCAAGAUAUCGCCAUCCUGUGGGCACUCCCGGUGGAAGAAAAUACAAGUGAUGAUGAUAGCCCAUUUGAGGCUGUCUUACAGGAGGCACGUAUAUGUGCCAUGUGCAUUCUUGGUGGAGUGUUGUGUCCUGAUGCUACGGGGAACACCGUGUCAUUAUUAUAUCUGCGGCAUAUGGAAAACAUACACGAGCAGUAUGUAUCAAAUUGGGGUUCUGCAGUGUUGGCAUAUCUCUACCGGGAGCUAUGUACAUCAUCACAACGAGGGAAAAAUAAUAUUGGCGGUGCCAUGCAAUUAUUGCAGAUAUGGGCAUGGUCUCGCAUCAUAACACUUGCCCCCAUUCCCUCGAGUGAAUCUUCGACACUGAUGCCGACCAUUAUAGACCCUGACAAUGUUCUGCCUAAUCCUCCAUAUGCUGCACGGUGGUCUUAUCAUAUAUCCCGUACUCAUACGGCACACAACGCUCUUCGUAUAAUAAGGAAUGUUUUGGAUCUUUAUUUGGACUCCGUAUGA